GUCUGGUAGAGUUAACAAUACCUAGUUGGUUAAUGCACCAUGGAUUCUCUACUCUUUGACUUUCCAACACUCUUCUGCUUUUUCCUCUUCAUGCUUGCAGCACUUAAACUAUGGAAGAAGAAGAAUCUCAAUCAAAUUAACUCAACCUCAAACAUGGCCCCAGGUCCAUGGAAGCUACCUAUCAUAGGAAACAUACACCAUCUUUCUACAUCCACGCCUCAUCGAAAAUUAAGAGACUUGUCCAAAAUACAUGGACCUUUGAUGCAUCUACAGCUUGGAGAGAUCUUCACCAUUGUUGUUUCCUCAGCAGAGUAUGCCAAGGAGGUAAUGAAAACACAUGACAUCAUCUUUGCAUCAAGGCCUCAGAUUCUAGCUGCAAAGAUUAUAUCAUAUGAUUGCACAAGCAUAGCCUUAGCACCUUAUGGAAACUAUUGGAGACAGCUAAAGAAGAUUUGCACAUUGGAACUUUUCACUUCGAAGCGUGUCGAUUCAUUUCAGCUGAUAAGAGAAGAAGAGUUCACUAGUCUUAUCAAAAGAAUCAUUGCUGCAACAAAUAAUAAUAAUGGAUCUCCUGUGAACCUCACUCAAGAGGUGUUUUCAACUAUAUACACUGUCACUUCAAGGGCCGCGUUUGGCAUGAAAUUCAAAGAUCAAGAAAGAUUCAUAUCGCUGGCGAAAGAAUUGGCGAAGGUGGGGACUGGUUUUUCUUUAGGAGAUUUGUUUCCAUCAGCUAAAUGGCUUCAACUUCUCUCUGGCUUGAGGCCUAAGAUUGAGAAGUUGCAUGGACAAACGGAUCAGAUACUGCAAAACAUCAUCAAUGAACAUAAAGAGGCAAAGUCAUCAAAAUCCAAAGAAGGACAAGGUGAAGUUGAAGGUCUUCUAGAUGUUCUCUUAAGAUUUGAGGAUGGUAAUGGAUCAAACCAAGAUUUCUCCUUAACUAGUAACAAUAUCAAGGCUAUAAUAUUGAAUAUCUUUGGUGCUGGUGGUGGGACAACAGCAACUACAAUAGAUUGGGCAAUGGCAGAAAUGAUAAAGGACCCAACAAUAAUGAAGAAAGCACAAGUUGAGGUGAGAGAGAACUUCAAUAAGAAAGGAAGUGUUGAUGAAACUUGCCUCUAUAAACUCAAAUAUUUGAAAUCAGUGGUCAAAGAGACUCUCAGAUUACACCCUCCGGUUCCUCUUUUGCUCCCAAGAGAAUGCAGAUCAGAAUGCGAUAUAAAUGGCUAUCACAUACCUGAAAAGAGUAAGGUCAUUGUGAAUGCUUGGGCAAUAGGAAGAGAUCCAAACUACUGGAGUGAACCAGAAAGGUUUUAUCCAGAGAGAUUCCUUGAUAGCUCUAUUGACUACAGAGGGAACAAUUUUGAGUACAUUCCAUUUGGUGCAGGAAGAAGAAUGUGUCCCGGCAGCGCAUUAGGCGUGAUAAAUGUUGAACUUGCCUUGGCAUAUUUGUUGUAUCACUUUGAUUGGAAGCAUCCCAGUGAAAUGAGAAGUGAGGAACUGGACAUGACUGAGGCACUUGGAGUGACUGUCAGAAGAAAAGAUGACCUGCAACUGGUUCCCAUUGCUUCUUAUCCUUUGCUUGAAGCAUAAACCAUAUGCAAAGUAACAAGAGUUGAUAUUUGUUAUCUGCUUCUGAAAUAAAGCUACCUUCAUUAUUGCUACUUGCAGCAGAGUUUACUUUCUAGUGAAUAAAAUCUAGAGUGACAAUAGAUUCUAGCAUAGAUCACUUCUGAAUCAGUUUGUUGCAAA
Messenger RNA from Arachis duranensis, 1749 nucleotides. Its product is annotated as cytochrome P450 71D9-like. Bases 40 to 1590 code for a protein of 516 amino acids. Gene Ontology annotation, molecular function: oxidoreductase activity, acting on paired donors, with incorporation or reduction of molecular oxygen; heme binding; monooxygenase activity. NCBI's taxonomy places the organism in Eukaryota, Viridiplantae, Streptophyta, Magnoliopsida, Fabales, Fabaceae. The record is from RefSeq and is a predicted model, not a curated record. The transcript has 2 exons.